Molecule: messenger RNA, 5296 nt
Organism: Xenopus tropicalis (tropical clawed frog)
Lineage: Eukaryota; Metazoa; Chordata; Amphibia; Anura; Pipidae
Gene: slc25a51
Product: solute carrier family 25 member 51
Exons: 3
Coding region: 293-1243 (316 amino acids)
Cellular component (GO): membrane; mitochondrial inner membrane
Source: RefSeq, a predicted model, not a curated record
CGAGAUGAGCCAUGUGACGUCAGUUUAUGUGUCCGGCAGAAGCCAAGGAGCUUGACAUUAAAGGUGCUGCGGGACGUUUAAACAGAGGUCCGGGUCUUGUGGGCUCUUGAAAAAAAAUCGCGACUGUCCCGCAGGAGGCGGGAUUGCUGGGCGGCGUGCUUUGUACACAGGAGUUGACUGCCUAAGUAAGGUAUGUGCAGCCAGUCACUCUGCAGCUGUUACUGCACUGACAGCCAAACCGUGCAAGUUCACAGGACUGGUCAUUUCCAAGUGUAAAGUUUCUGCUAGUUAUAUGGUAGUUCCAACCAGGCAAACUGUCGAAAUACUACAACUAUUUAGUCUCAUGAUGGAUUCAGAAGCCCAUGAAAAAAGAAAAAGUGACUUGGUCCUUACCACUGCUAAGCAUGAUUACAAACCUUAUGCAGUUACUGUUGGAUCUGGAAAGCAUUACAUAUGUGGUUACUUUGCUGCUUUCACAAACAUAGCUAUCACUUUUCCCAUUCAGAAAGUGCUUUUCCGACAACAGCUGUAUGGAGUAAGAACCAGGGAUGCAGUAAGGCAGCUUCAGACAGAUGGCAUUCGCAACUUGUACCGAGGUAUUCUUCCUCCUCUCAUGCAAAAAACCACUACACUUGCCCUUAUGUUUGGCCUUUAUGAAGAUUUCUCAAGCCUUCUUCUUAGGCACACAAAUUCUCCUGAGGUUGUAACAAGGAGUGUAGCUGCAAUUCUCGCUGGGACAACUGAAGCUUUGCUCACACCCUUUGAGAGAGUUCAGACACUGCUGCAAGACUACAAGCAUCAUGAUCGAUUUACAAACACAUUUCAGGCUUUCAAAGUGUUACGGCCUUAUGGAAUAAGGGAGUACUAUCGUGGCCUGGUUCCCAUACUACUGCGAAAUGGACCUAGCAAUGCUCUCUUUUUUGGUCUUCGUUCUCCAAUUAAGCAGUGCCUUCCAGAAGCUAAAACAUACAGUGCAAAUUUAAUCAAUGACUUUAUAUGUGGUGGACUACUUGGAGCCAUGCUGGGAUUUCUUUUUUUUCCAAUUAAUGUGGUAAAGGCCCGCAUGCAGUCCCAGAUAGGGGGAGAAUUUAUUUCAUUUGGAAAAGUCCUCAUGAUAAUAUGGACAGAGCGUGAUGGCAAACUAACUCACCUUUUCCGUGGGGCACAUUUGAACUAUCAUCGUUCAAUUUUGUCUUGGGGCAUCAUCAAUGCAACGUAUGAGCUGCUGUUAAAAGUACUUUAAGCAGAAAUGUAAUGUGUUAUUAUGUCUUUUAUCUCAGUCUGGGGAUCAAAAUAUUAUAGUACCAAUACAGGAAUAUAGUUGUGUACAAUGAAAGAAUGUAGUAGUUUGUGAAAAACAAAGCAGACUCAUUCGUUAUUGAAUGAAAGUGUUUGCUUAUACAGUUAUUUGUGCAUGACAUUUGUUGUUGGCAGGCUAAGAACAUGGUACUUUUGUGCACAUCUGUCUGGGUAUACUUUCUGCAAGCUUUAAACUUUGCCAAAAAUGAUGACAUACAUAAGCAGCCAUUAACCUAACAUUUACCACUGUAUCUGUAUUGAUGUUGGUGCUAUAAAUGCUAAUUCUAAAAUUUUUUGCUGUGGUUUGAAGAUAAAAAGUUUGUUUAAAUGAAUUUUCAUUUACACUGCUUUGCUCUAUGAAAAAUAUUGCUGUAUGCAAUAUUACACACUUAAUAAUUUGAUAUUUAAUGAAUCCUCUCUGCUUGCUUGAGGACACAAUUUCUUGUGGGAACGCAGGGCAUACCAGAAAGGUACCAAAGCACAAUAAUUUGGGGGACUGUAGCAAACUGUGUUACCACAAAUAAAAAUGAGCAAAUAAAAUGGAGCAAAUUCUAUAGUAUAACCUUUACUUCUUUCUGCCCAUAUUUUUAGCUUCUAAACUUAAAAAAAAAAAAAAAUCCUAAUCCUCCACAUAACAUUUGGCAGAAUAAAGACCCCAUUCUAAAUGAAAUGUUACAUAAUAGAAUUUGAUAGGAAUAAAAAAAUUGCUUCAUCUGUGAACUAAAAAACUAGAAAUCCAGGAUUUAGCCCUGUGUUGUUGCGGAAUUUUUUUUACAACACAAAAUAAAGGUUGCAUUGAAUGUGUUGUGCAGGGUAUAUGUGAUGCCCAGGUCUGCUAUUAUUGUACAGCAACCGUAACUGUCAAAUUCGAUUUGGUUUCUGAGAUACAUGCAUUUUUACAUUGCAACCAAAGGGUUAACUGACUAUACAGAAAAUGCAUAGACAUUGAAAGAGGGCUGAAAACCUGUAUUACCAGUUUAAAACUGCUAAUAUAUUUAAAAAUAUAUUUAAAUUGUAAAAGUGCUUACACAGCCACCUUGAGCAAGUCAACAUUGAUUCAUUUUUUUGAUGAGAGUCAUAUGACCUAGAUGCUGUCAAUAGACUUCAUAUAGAAUCAUAUAGACUUCUUAAAGAGUCACCAUACCGUUUAAAAUUCCAGCUGGCACUACUGCUCUAAACAGCUUUGCUCUGUCGGAAGGAGAUGAAAUAUUGCUGUGCAUUCCAGUGGAGACCUGGGUGGCAUUAUGUUUUUUGAUGGGCCCAUUGGUUGAGGUUACCCAGUUACCACAGUCUGACACCUCUUACCACAGUGGAAUACCUCUGUUUAUAGUUUUAUGGUAUCUCUCAGUACAGGCCAUAAAAAAAAAACAAGGAAGUUGUCACUACUGUAGGAUCCCAUCACACGCUCAGCCUGCAAUUCCACACCCUGGCCUGGCUUCCAUUCUGUAAUAAAUUUGAAACACAUUCAUAUAAUGGAAGGAAGGUUGUGGCCAGCCUGCCAGUGUCAGUGGUUGCUUUGGAUAAAACUGCAAUCUCAGUCUGUUGUAGUUGGUAUAGGCUUUGUUGCCGGCUAUCUUUUUUACAGAGUAAUUCCUGGUUUUCUUCCCCCUCCUUUGUUGCUCAGACUCAACUUUGGUUGCAGUUUUAGCAGACGUAUUGUGGCAAAAUAAAGAUAUGUCCAACUGAUAUAUGGGAUCAGCAGGUUGUAACUGCAUAGGCCCCCACUUUGGCGUGAUCUGACUGUUUGGCCAGGCCUAAUAAUUAGGUCAUUGCAAUUUCACCUUACCAUAAAUGCAGUCAGGUCAGAUAUUCCACAGCUUAGUUGUCUGUGGCUACUCUGAAGUGACUCUUACACAGUGUUUUGUGACUUUAAGGAGUGCAUGUGAACAUAAAAUAAGCAUGUAAUUUCUACCAUUUCUGAUGCUGGUCAAAUACCUUGCCAUUGAUGGUUAUUGGCAGACCAGAUAUUCUGCCAUGGCAGAGUGCCAUUUGAUUAGUUUGUAUUAUAUUUUGUCACUUUAUGCAACAGGGAUCUGCACAGCCAAUGAAUCUUAGGGGCAGACAUAUGAUGGUUUGAGCCUUUUGGCUCAAGCAAUCACAAAGAAAACCCUGCAUCUAUUGAAUGCAUCUAAUGAAUAACUAUGUAUGGCCACCUUUUCUUCAGUUUAUGUAUCACACAUGAAAUGGAAGAGUUUCAGUUAUAGAACUUUUAUUUGUUCUGAUAAUUGAGAAACAAACACUUGAACAAAGCAAUGUCAGUUGUAUUCCAUUUGGAUACUGAACAAAUGUAGACUAAUGAACAAUACUGGGCUGCAGUGGCCCGUAAUAUUGCAAACAAAAAGAACAAAAGGCGUGGUGAUGGUGUUGAAACUUUUUGUGGAUCCACAUAAAACUAAUUGUUAACGCUUGAAUAUAACUUGCAUAGACUGACCAACUGGACAUGUUAGGUAAAUUUAUAAAUGAAUGUUUAUAAAAUACACUCCACAAACUAUUUACCUUGCAGACAUACCUCAGUGUUGACAUACACACAACAAAUGCAACUAAAAUGAUUGAUUUAAGCACAACCUGAGGGUAGAAAACACCUGAAAUGUCACACCUUCAUACAGUGUAGUAAGUUAUGAAAGGCUAUAUGCAACAUGCUUUUACAAGUCCCCAGUGUGCCAACCAUGCUAAUGUCAUGUAAAGCCAUCAUCUGCUCUUUUGUCACCACUUGCAGCACAUCUAAGCUACCAUAGCACAGUACCUUUAGCUUUGUAUUAGAUGUGUUAUACAAGCUGGAAAGCCUUCUUGUGCUUAAAACUGUCUUAAAAAAUAACACUGCCUAAAUACAGAUAUAUAUAUAUAUAUAUAUAUAUAUAUAUAUAAAGACCAAGGCACAAUACUUCAUUUUAUUUUACAUAGAAAACAUUUAAUAAUAGAAUUUCUUCUACUCUUUAUAUGAAAUAAGCAACUGUAAAAUGUUUUUCAAUUAUACCAAACAAGCUGAUCUGCAAUGUUUUAUUUGCUGUUUCUUGCUGUUAAAAAUCUCAUUUUAUUCUACAGAUGAAUAUUAUGUUGUACUGUAGCAUCAGUACUUAAUAGUAGCCAUACAAGUGUUUAUUUAUGGAUAGCUUAUAUGUUAAAUGGUGUUAUUAUUGCCAAGUUCACUGUGGUUUUGUUUUUCUGUGUUUGUGUCUGCGCAUAAUGUGUGGGCGUUUUUGAUACUUUUUUUUAUAUAAUCACAGUCUCUUAUAAAACCAAAAUGAUUAUAGAAGUUAUUACUAUCUACUUUUAUCACUUGUCAGUUGCAGCAGAUAAAGCAAUAUAUGCACCAGUGUUUGACAUGAGCCAAAUAAAUAGGCCAUGUAUUGAAAAUUGGUUAUGCCUUUACUUUACUGACAUUUCUUGGGCCAUAAUGCUCUAAAUAGCUGACAGUACGGGACUAAGUGUACAGAGGAUCUAUCAUUCAAUUGCACUAUUUAGUGAAACAAAUAGCAUUAACUAUACUUUUUGAAUUAACUUAUUAUUGGAACAUAUUUCCAGCACUUGUCCUGUUUCUAAGUCUGAUGUUAAAGACAAGUGUGUAUUGCCUCGUUAUAUAACACUGCUGUAUUGUGAUAUUGGUACAUUCCCUUGCUUAAUUCUGAAAGUUGAUUUGUACAACCAGCAUCUGUAAAUUGUCCCGAAAGUUGAUGUUGCUGUGAUUCAGCAUCCAGAAUUCUGAUCAUCACUGGAUUAAAGUUAGGGAAGAGUCAUGGGGUUCCCCAGAAAGUAAUAUGUAAAGUCAAAAAAUAUGUAGUGCUUUUUCAGUUGAUAUAUUGUACCAUAUUAUGUCAUACCACUCAUACCAGUGCUUCUGAAUAGAGAAACCAUUUCUUUCUUGCUAUCGUAGAAUCUUGAACUUUCAUUUUUCACUCUGUUUUGCCACAGCCCUUUAUUCAUUUUGUGAUUCACUGUAAUUGUCUUUGUGAUUUUAAAUGACAGGACUGAGUGCAAUAAAACAAAAUUGAUGAUUAGU